Messenger RNA from Colius striatus (speckled mousebird), 1762 nucleotides. It is a transcript of the gene GSG1L, whose product is annotated as GSG1 like. The transcript has 6 exons. The record is from RefSeq and is a predicted model, not a curated record. Gene Ontology annotation, cellular component: plasma membrane. The coding region runs from base 161 to 1420 and encodes 419 amino acids. Lineage: Eukaryota; Metazoa; Chordata; Aves; Coliiformes; Coliidae.
UGACCGCUUCCUUUUCAGGUAUUUCCACACUGGGAUCUGGUACUCCUGUGAGGAAAAUAUCAAUGCUGCUGGUGAAAAAUGUCGAAGUUUUAUUGACCUUGCCCCGGCUUCUGAGAAAGGUGUCCUGUGGCUGUCGGUAGUAUCCGAGGUGUUAUACAUCAUGCUGUUAGUCGUCGGGUUCAGCCUUAUGUGCCUCGAGCUCUUUCAUUCAAGCAGUGUGAUAGAUGGGCUCAAGUUAAAUGCCUUUGCUGCUGUCUUCACUGUGCUUUCAGGUCUCCUGGGGAUGGUGGCACACAUGAUGUAUACUCAAGUUUUCCAAGUGACAGUCAGCCUUGGGCCAGAGGACUGGCGACCACAUUCAUGGGACUACGGAUGGUCUUUCUGGGCUUCACAACACCCAGCUUUAAAUGUCACUAGCACACAGAGGAACAGGAGUGACCAUAAUGCUCAGAAAAUACCCCCAUUCGCUACGUCAAGCUCUUCCAGCAACACAUCAAGCAGCUCUUCACUUUCAUCAGAACCAACCAGCCAGAUCUCCAUGGUUCAGGAUCAAACCCUGCUGGACAUUGCCUCCAUCACUAGAUUGGCAGCAGGAGAAUCACCAAACCCCCAACUAUUUGAACAAAGAGACAAAAAUUUAGCAAUAUUGUGUUCCAGCCCAGUCGGAGCAAGGACUAUUCCAGCAUCUUGCCCAGCCAGCCCCAGGCUCAGUCUAACACCCAGCUCAGCCAAGCCACAGCAAUACUCUGACUCCUCUCCAGCCAGUCCAGGGAUCAAUGCAACUUCCUUCUAUACCUUUCUGACUCCUCACACAGCACAAAACGUACAAGCCUCAGCAUCAGAUCACACACUAACCCCAACCAGGAAAAGCACAAGGCCUCCAGCAACAAUGACUCCUGAAGAUAGUUCCCAGUCUCCUGGCUAUUGUAAAACUGGAUUAAAGAACACAGGCAACAGUUUUGAACUAGACCUGGAAGAUCCUGAUCACGAAAGGAGAUUUGUAACAGCGGAGGAAUUCCAAGCCAUGGAGAAAGAACUAGAGGACGUAAAAGAAGAACUGAAAUGCCUGAAGUGGAAAGUGAGACACAUUGGUGAGACUGUGCAGCCCCCGGCCGACGACAGCAAGCGUUACAACGGCUAUACCCUGACGGAGCUCAAGGCAAUGGUGCAGUUUGAAGAUGACCCUUACAAAGCUGCACACAAGAUCCUAACAGUGCUCUUCAGCGAUGUCUGCUUGCCACAGCACCCAGUCACUGAACAGGCCUGCAACUCCCGCUCUCUGCCCAAGCCCAAAAUAGACCCAGAGCUGUACAUGGUGUACUGUGACAUUCUGAAAAGCAUUUUCCCUGGAAUUAGCAGCCAGACCUUGAGGGAAGAUACACAACACGUGCAGAAAAGCACCCAGAAAGAAGUGCAAUAACAUCAGAGCCCACAAGACGUUCUGUCUCCGUGAUUUUAGAGGACUGAACUGUGGUAGGUACCAUUGGUUGAGUCUAUCCCUUUUAGGUAUGAACCAUCUGUAAAGAUAUUGGUGAGCUCUGAGCCCUUCAUGCCACUUGCCCAACGAGACAGGGUGGGGAGGCAUUCUGCAUACUUCCCACACCUUAGAAAAAACAAAAAAUGGUGCCCUUAGUGUCUCUUUCAACACAUGGAUGAUUCCUUGCUUCCAGUAACUACAAAUGCUGACAAAAGAACCCAGAGAAGGCAUUGUAUGUCCAAGCAAGGGCCUUCUCCCAGCCCCAAACAGACCAACCAACCAGCA